CACGAUGCAGAAGGUAUUUAUUUCCAUCUUUCUGGUCGCUGCUUGUGCUGGCGUCAGCUGUGCACAGUUGUUAUGUAAUGAUAAGUGCAUGGAACUGGCAGCAGAAGUUAACAAUCCACCAAACAACGAAAUAUGGGUUGCCGCACUUGGCCGAUUUUGGAAUGCCGGCUGCGACUACUCAUGCCUGUAUGAGGGUACUUGGAGUGAAGCAGGUUCAACUGAGGAAGAUGGGUCGGCUCCCAGUAAUGAACGAUCGCGUUCGCGCAGAAAGGUUGCGCGCCAGUCCAGACAUGUUUCUGUUCAGCAUCGUAAUAACUGAGAAAACCAUCGCCACUGAAGGCAGAAACAAGUUCUAAGAAGUUUAUCGCUACUUCCCUAAAUUGAAAAAUAGCGGCACGCUAUGUAGAAAUAAUUUACAAAAAAAUUAAAGGAACUUCCACAGAU
Molecule: messenger RNA, 444 nt
Organism: Schistocerca gregaria
Lineage: Eukaryota; Metazoa; Arthropoda; Insecta; Orthoptera; Acrididae
Exons: 4
Coding region: 5-319 (104 amino acids)
Source: RefSeq, a predicted model, not a curated record